Molecule: messenger RNA, 1040 nt
Organism: Macrosteles quadrilineatus (aster leafhopper)
Lineage: Eukaryota; Metazoa; Arthropoda; Insecta; Hemiptera; Cicadellidae
Product: N-acetylglucosaminyl-phosphatidylinositol de-N-acetylase-like
Exons: 1
Coding region: 1-957 (318 amino acids)
Biological process (GO): GPI anchor biosynthetic process
Cellular component (GO): endoplasmic reticulum
Molecular function (GO): N-acetylglucosaminylphosphatidylinositol deacetylase activity
Source: RefSeq, a predicted model, not a curated record
AUGACUCAUCCAUCAGGAAACGAAAUCGGAGAAACUACAAGCAUUGUUCACAACAGCAGUUUCGUAUCUUUCAUAAACUCAAAAUUCUCCUCAGUUAAGAAUUUUUUUAAUGUUGUUUACAAUUAUUUAAAGACUUCAUUUACCAUAUCCAACGUGAAUCUUUAUCCAACAUUACGAGCCAUAGCAACUCAGUUUGGACUCUACCUGUCGGCUUAUUUGGUUUUUUGUUACAUUCUGUAUUUGAUUCGUGUGUCGUUUCGUAACCGUUUGAUGGAGUCAAAAUAUUUUGUUUCUUCGGCAAAAAGAAUAUUGUUGAUCAUAGCCCACCCUGAUGAAGAAUGUAGGUUUUUUGGACCAUUCAUUUUGAGGAUGGUAGAGAAGAACAAGUGUCCUUAUUUGUUGUGUCUAAGCAAUAGUGGUGUAGACGGUAAGAGACAGGUGCGUAAACGAGAACUUUGGAUGAGUUGUGAAGUGCUGGGAAUAAAACCGGAAAAUGUUUUCUUGUGCUGCAGCUCCCUGAGGGAGGAAAGAGGAAAGUGGAGAACUGAGAGUGUUGCUUCGUUGAUACGGGAUUACGUCGAAGCUCUCGGAAUCGAUACAGUGGUCACAUUUGACAAAUUUGGAAUCGAUAGACAUGAGAACCAUAUCACUGUAUUAAGAGCUAUCAGUUCUCUCAAUAUCAGAAAGCUAUUGCCAAUGACAUGUAGUAUAUUUUUGUUAGACAGCUUGGGGAUUAUGAGAAAAUACUCAAGUAUGAUUGAUGUAAUUUGGAGCCUGUACUUAUCUAAAGAUGAGAAUAUCUUCAUUUUGUCAUCUUAUGAACACGAACAGGUGCAAGAUGCUAUGAGGAUGCAUAAAACCCAGCUACAUUGGCAUAGGAGGUUAUACAUGAAGUUUUCUCGUUAUACUUAUGUCAAUACAUUUCAUGAACUGCAUCGUUAUACAUUACCCUUUUAGCAAUAUAAAGUGCUUUAUUUUUGGAUUAAAAUACUGUAUACACUUAUUUUUUUCAAGUCUUUGUGAGUUUCCUCCCCAUUUCU